AUGAGUUUAUCAGUCCGAUGCGCAGCGACAGGUACAAAACUAAUUGCGCUGGACUUUGAUGGCGUGGUCUGCGACUCGGUGGGGGAGAGCAGUCUUUCGGCCUUCAAGGCGGCCGCGCUGCUGUGGCCGGAGAUUUUCCAAACCCCCGAGGCCGAAGCGCGGAAGAACGAGCUUGUGGAGAAGAUGCGUGCCGUACGGCCCGUCGUGGAGACAGGGUACGAAAAUAUUAUACAGAUACGGUGUUUGUACGAAGGCGUGUCCGUGGACGAGAUGCUGGCGACCUGGGAGACAAUGCUGCCUUCUCGCAUGGCCGAGUGGGGCCUCAACCGCGGCGAGAUGGUCGAGCUCUUCGGUCAGGUGCGCGAUGACUGGAUCGCGGCCGAUCUGGACGGCUGGCUGGCGCCCAACCGCAUUUACGAGGGCGUGGCCGAUCCAGUGUGCGGCGCCAUGAGCAGCCACCAAGUCUACAUCGUCACCACCAAACAGGCCCACUACACGGAGAUUUUGAUGCGGGACAUGGCCUCGGUACCCUUCCCCGCCGACCGCAUCUUCAGCCAAACGGUUUCGGGGCGACCCAAAGGUGAGGUGCUGGCGGCGCUGGCGGCCCAGCACCCGGACGUCAACGCCAAGAUCUUCGUGGAAGACAAACUGAGCACGCUGGAAAAAGUGGCCAGGGAUCCCGCGUUGUCGGACUGGCAGCUCUUCCUGGUGGACUGGGGAUACAAUACACCGGGAGAGCGAGCCCGCGCCGCCGCGCACCCCGCCAUCACCGUCAUCGACAAGCACCAGUUUAAGGAGCUUCUGACGGUGCCGGCGGCUGCGGCUGAGACCGAGAUGGGGUUGCAAGUGGCACAGUGA
This is a messenger RNA of Volvox carteri f. nagariensis, 858 nucleotides long. RefSeq lists its product as uncharacterized. Lineage: Eukaryota; Viridiplantae; Chlorophyta; Chlorophyceae; Chlamydomonadales; Volvocaceae. The record is from RefSeq and is a predicted model, not a curated record. Gene Ontology annotation, molecular function: SNARE binding. The coding region runs from base 1 to 858 and encodes 285 amino acids. Gene Ontology annotation, cellular component: lytic vacuole; endosome. The transcript is spliced from 6 exons. Gene Ontology annotation, biological process: SNARE complex assembly.